Molecule: messenger RNA, 708 nt
Organism: Kickxella alabastrina
Lineage: Eukaryota; Fungi; Kickxellomycota; Kickxellomycetes; Kickxellales; Kickxellaceae
Product: NUDIX hydrolase domain-like protein
Exons: 3
Coding region: 31-543 (170 amino acids)
Biological process (GO): DNA protection
Molecular function (GO): 8-oxo-7,8-dihydroguanosine triphosphate pyrophosphatase activity
Source: RefSeq, a predicted model, not a curated record
UUAUCUUUUUAUUAGGGUAUAAAUUAAUAUAUGGAUUCUGCACGCAUAAAUUACUUUACUGUCAUAUUCCCAUUUAGCCCUGAUGGAAACCAGGUUCUUCUUGGUCUGAAGAAGCGUGGAAUGGGCCAAGGACUGUGGAAUGGGUUUGGCGGUAAACCCGAAUCCGGCGAAACAAUGGAUCAAUGUGCCCACCGCGAACUACAGGAAGAAUGCGGAUUAGUUGCCGAAAAACUACGCUAUGUCGGAGUCCUGUAUAUGGACGACAUGAAAGGACCGAGCCACCACAUUCUCGUAUACACCUUGUCCCAGUACUCUGGUAAUAUCUCAGAAUCCGACGAGAUGAAACCCAAGUGGUUCGAUACUACCAGCGAUAGCCUCCCGUAUGAUCAAAUGCAUAUCGAGGCUAGCUAUGGCCUAUUUGUCGCUCGUUUUUUGUUUAAUGGUGAGAAUAUUGCCGGACAUGCAAUUGAACGCGUCAGUAGCGAGCAGUUGCUGGAGCACAAAAUGUUGAUCGAGAAUAUAUCCGCUACAACAAGCAAGUAAACUAUCAUAUUGCUUUUGGUGUAAACAAAAAUGAAUAAUAAUAACAAUAAUAAAGUCCAAUCGUUGCCCGUAUUAAGAAUAGUCCCCGAGCAUUCAGGGAAGAGUGGAGAGAGAGAACAUAGAUACAUUGUGCGAAAUAUAGAAACCAUUCAGAAAAAAGGGGGA